AAGACGAGAAAAACCACGCCGUCGCCCUCGCACACCUCACCAACUUCUCCACGACGCCGCUUUCACCAUGCCGGCGCCUACCACUACUCUGCUCAUCGAGGGUACCUUCGAGGAGCUCGUCGAGGAACUCGCGACAUACAUCGACAAUUUGAAAAAGGCACACGGCGACGAGGACUCCAACAUCCAGGCCGAAUGCACUGCGCUAUUAGCAGAGAACAAGAAGGACGAUGUACUGAAGAAGCUGGUGACGGGCAGUGCGACCCUGAACGAGGCCCCGGAGAAGGAAUUCAUAGCCGCCUACAACCUCCUCGUCCACCUAACACGGCAAUCGCCAAAUCUGAACAUGUUCCUCCCCCGCGUGUGUCAGAACCUCUCCGCUCCAGUCCGGUCCUCGCCAGCCAACGGCGCGGGCCUCGCCCUCUCCAUCCUCAGCACUGUCUUCAACACCCUGCAGCCAGACAAUGAUAACCGGUACCAUGUCUUUCUCGCCAUUCUGAGCGUUGUUCGACGGAGCGCCAACUUCGAGACUCUCCGCCCACAAUUGAAGCAUCUCGACCAGUGGCUAGCGGCUUGGGACAUGGAUGAGGAGGACCAGCGGAAACUUUACCUCGCCAUCGUGGAAGUGGCUACCGUUGCGGGCGAAGAGGAACAUGCCUACCAAUACCUCGUUAGGGCGCUACGGACGAUUCCCUCUGACGAACUGUCCACCCCAGAAUCGCAACAGCUCUCCCUACGCGCGCUCAAAUCCGCCCUCACCCACCCAACCCACUUCGACUUCCAGGAUCUUACUGCCCUAGACACCAUCCAAGCCCUCCGCAACUCCCACCCCAUCUAUUUCCAGCUCCUCGAGAUCUUCACCGCCGACCUAUUGGACGACUUCAAUGACUUCAAGGACGAGCACGACGGCUGGAUCGAGGAGCAGGAGUUGGAUGCUGACGCUUUGAACCGGAAGAUGCGCCUCCUGACACUCGCUUCAAUUGCUGCAAGCACUGGCCAAACACGAUCUCUUCCUUACGCUCAUAUCGCCAAGGCACUCCAGAUCCCAUCCUCGGACGUCGAAAUGUGGGUCAUCGAUGUGAUCCGGGCCGGCCUCGUUGAGGGUAAGCUGUCUCAGCUCACCCAGACCUUCCUUAUCCACCGCAGCACAUACCGUGUGUUUGGCGAGAACCAGUGGCGCGAGGUCGCAUCCCGGCUAGACAUGUGGCGGAACAGCUUAGUCGGUGUGCUGCAGGUCAUCCAGAUGGAGAAGGCGAGUUUCAUUCAGAUGAAGGAUGCAGAGAACAAGGAAAUCGAGGCGAAGCUUAAUGGUGCGACGAGUGGCAGGGCAGGCGGUUUCUCGAGGUUGAGGAAAGAGGAGCCAGAGUUGGAGUAAGGAAGCCUUUUUACUUUCUUUCUUUCUUUCCUUCUUAUUUUGCGCGAUGAAAUGAAGUCAGUAGGCUAAAAGAUCGGGCGCCGGUGGGUUAGGCGGGCUUGGGUUGCAUCUCUCGGGUGUCGGUUCGAUGAAGGGCUGGUACGAACAUUCAAGAGGUACGGUUACAUGACGUAUAUCUCAUGUGCCCAAAGCCAUAGAACUGAAAUCAGUCGAAAGUGUCUCUCUACUUGCAAUCAUCCUUAAGAGCGCUAAAGUCUUCGCGGCUGUAGUGCUUUGCAUUGGUUUGCGGUAGGCCUCUACAUCCGGUGAUGAACGGUCGAAGCUCUCCUAGACGGUCACGAAGAGAAAGUGGUAGAUGGCAUGCUUUCGAAGCAUGGUGAUUUGCAUUGAUAUUCAGUAGCUCUCUGCACACCUUCAGAGCCCUUUAGGGGCCUCCCGGAGGUUGGCAUCCCAGA
This is a messenger RNA of Mytilinidion resinicola, 1827 nucleotides long. RefSeq names its product eukaryotic translation initiation factor 3 subunit M. Gene Ontology annotation, biological process: cytoplasmic translational initiation. Gene Ontology annotation, molecular function: translation initiation factor activity. Gene Ontology annotation, cellular component: eukaryotic translation initiation factor 3 complex; cytoplasm. The transcript is spliced from 2 exons. The coding region runs from base 68 to 1372 and encodes 434 amino acids. The record is from RefSeq and is a predicted model, not a curated record. NCBI's taxonomy places the organism in Eukaryota, Fungi, Ascomycota, Dothideomycetes, Mytilinidiales, Mytilinidiaceae.